This is a messenger RNA of Sorghum bicolor (sorghum), 1993 nucleotides long. RefSeq lists its product as uncharacterized. The coding region runs from base 214 to 1563 and encodes 449 amino acids. NCBI's taxonomy places the organism in Eukaryota, Viridiplantae, Streptophyta, Magnoliopsida, Poales, Poaceae. The record is from RefSeq and is a predicted model, not a curated record. The transcript has 3 exons.
AUCCCACACGCCGCCCCCAACCCCGGAUCUUCCGCCGCCUCCGCCACUUCUGACUUGCCCCCUACUUAAAACCCGCCCCUCGCCGCCUUCCGCCGUCCCGCACCAACAAAUCCUCCGCGCAUUCGCCGAUCAGAUCCUCCUCCCCCCUUCCCCUUCCACCCCCUCGGAGAACCCUAACCGCCAGCCAGCGACCCAUCCGCUCGCUCGUUCCCCAUGGACUCGGAUCAGGACUCCGUCGACGACUGGGUCGUGCUGGCGUCGUCGUCGUCAUCCUCCGACGACGAGGGCGUCAUCGCGCUCUCAUCCGGCUGCACCACCCCCAACUUCUCCUCCCGUUCGGGCUCCGCCACCCCCAACUCCGACCCCGACCACGACCACGCCACCACCAAGUUCCUCCUCGCCUACGAGGCCGCCGCGGCCGACCCCGACGACCCGGAGGGCAUGUACGACCUGUCGGACGCGGAGGACACGUACGCGACGCCACCACCGUCCCCGCCGCUACCCAAGCCGCUCUCGGGCCUCUUCCACCACACGCUAACCGGGGACGUGGCGUACGCCGCCUUCGACCCGGUCGUCCUCCCCGCCUCCGCCUCCGCCGCCCUCUCGCGCGGCCACUACGUCGGCAAGCAGCUGGUCCCGGACCCCACGUUCGCCUCCUUCAUCCCGCACGAGCCCGUGUCCGCGCUGGCUUCCACGCGGGGACUCGUCUGCCUCCGCGGCACCGUCUCCAACGCCUACUACGUCGCGAACCCGGCCACCUUCGAGCACGAGCGGCUCCCGAAGCCGGCCAGCGUCCACACCGCCAAAGGCGAGCCCGCGGUUGUCAUCGCGUUCGACCUCGACCCGCGCGACUCCGACCCCGAGCGCGCCGACGCCGGGUACAAGCCGUUCUACCGCCACUACCACGUCGUCGUCGCGUUCCCCAUCGGGGACGGCAUCUACUCCUUCGAGUCCUUCUCGUCCAGGACGGGGAAGUGGACCAUGAGCGCGGACGUCACCGACGCCGGUUUCGUACACCAGGGAUCCGGCGUCGGCGUGCUCGGAUGCGCGUUCUGGCGCACCUCCAUGGGCCUGUUCCUCUGCUACGAGCCCGUCUCCCGCUGCGCGGACCUCGUCCAUGCGCCCGAAGAGGUGAUGCAGUGGCAUUACUGGGAGCUCGGCGAGAUGGAGGGCACGCUCUGCGUCACGUGCAUGGACGAGCUCGUCGAGGCCGUCGUCGUGAUCCGCCUCGAAUUCGCACGCCACGGCGCCAUCUCGUGGGCUCUGACGGGGCACUUCGAGGGCGGCUGCCUCAGGGGACGCAAGGACGUCAAGCUGCUCCGCUCGCAGGGCAAGGCAGAGGUCGUCAUGUGGGACCCCAGCUCCGAGACGGUGGUGGCCAUGGACAUCGAGGGCCGCACCACACGCACCAUCAGGUUCACCCCUGGCAGCGCCUACUACGCCGAUUUCAUCCCCUACGUCAGGUCCUUGGCUGCCGUCUCUGCCAACGGCAAAAGGGCUCAUGCUGAGCGUUCGGCUGCUGCUACAAAUAAUGGGGGUGGUGACUUCCAGGCUGAGGCUUAGUAGACUAACAGCUAAAUCUGUACAAAGCUGGAGUAGGUUGUUUGUUACAGAUGAAAGGAAUAAUUGAAGGAUCCAGAGUUGUGCAGCCUACCUAAGGGGGGAAGGGAAAGCAAAGAAGCAGCAUUCUUUGAAGCGUAGUUUAGCUGGAUAAGCAGCAGUUGUUUUGCAGUGCCUCACUCACUCUAGCUGUGUGGGACAAGCACGCGCACUGUCCCAAGUCGUCUUCUUGUACAAAUGUAGGUUUCAGUCCAAGCUAGCUUAACAUGGGUGGAACCUAAACGUGUCCAUAUAUCUGGUUUUUUGGAAGGGAACCUUUUGCUGUGAAAAUGCUUUUCUUGUGCCUUUUGCUGGAUGUCUGCUCGAGCUAAUCAUUUGAAAUGUAAUGUAACCGUGUUGUGCUGUGUCUGAAUGGGUAACAGAUCUGGGAUCA